This is a messenger RNA of Linum trigynum, 1016 nucleotides long. NCBI's taxonomy places the organism in Eukaryota, Viridiplantae, Streptophyta, Magnoliopsida, Malpighiales, Linaceae. The record is from the annotation of a GenBank genome assembly.
ACGGUAAUAAUAUUCUCAAACAAAUCGUAAUCGAUGACGUGUUGCUCGUACGAAAUGGGCUGUCUACACUUCUGUUUUGCUAACCUGGUUUAUGUGGUUCCAUCAAUAUCUUAUAUGUUUUUGCAGAACUAUGGCUACCCAACUUGCUUUUCAAUAGGGUCUGUGCUGCCACAUCGCCAAAUAUGAUGCAUAAAUCGCCAAGGUGCGUGAGGGCACUAUCUGCGAGCAUUGGCACUUCCACGCGUCGGCCCUCAAGAAAGUGUGUUCUGACCUGACACAUACAUCUACCACACGAUCGCCAACCGCCAGUGGCGCAAGAUCCUUCGCCUCUCCUCACCUGCUCCGCCUUGGCAAAGAGCCUCGCCAUGUGUGUGCGUCAGCCAUGAAACCUUCAUUGUGGCGCUCUGAUCAUCAUCUUGGUCCGCCAAUGGGUGUGGAUAUCCACGGUCUCAACAUCUCCGGUGUUGCUGGUAUGUUCAAUCUUAUGGAGGCCACUGUCCACAACUUGGGCCUCCUAGUGGAUGUUGAUGGCUAUGAUUGGGUUAUGGUAUCUCUCUUCAACCCAAGGCUGAGGAUGAGGAUUACGAGGAGGAGGCUGAGGAUGCUUUUGACCCUAGCAAGAGCUUCCUCCUAUCCUCUCUCCACCACGUUGUAGAUUUGAGAUGGGUGAGUCUUAAGCAGGUCCUUAUGUCUACCUAUAGACUACUUCACCGACCCAUUCCAGUGGCUGGUUCUCUAGAACCAGCAUAUCCUUGAUAUUCAGAUCUAGUUCGAGGAGUACUACAAGGCACGACAGGAUUAGUUCGAGGAGUGGUACUUCGCCAAGCAAGCUGAGUUCUCAGUCCGGCUUGACCGAGAGCAGGCAGCCCAUCUAUGGAACAUGGAGACCCAUGGCUUACUCGUAUAGCACGUCAGGAUUGACACUUCCACCCUGCGCACCCAGUGGGAGGACUCUCCUUUAGGUGCCAUGGCUCCAUCAUUCUCAGGCGAUGAUGUAAUGAACGUGGAUAACAUUC